AUGUCCUACGAUAGAAUGGCAUCCGGGAGCGAGUUCAAUAACGACUCAAGCAGCUUUUUCAUGUCAGCAAAUCAUCAGCAAAUAGAAACGGCCCGCUUGCGAAAGGAUAUAAUAUUUACGAAGCUGACCUCAAUAGAGUUCACGGAUGAAACUGAAUAUUUGAAGAUAUUCAACAUUUCGUACACUGACAAAGAAGCCCUUGUGGUGUGCAACCAGAAAUCACACACAAUCGAAUUCUUUAUUUUCAGCAAUCCGGGGACCCCAGUCAGCUUGCCCUCGCUAAAGUCAACAUAUUCCGUGAAAGGAUUGGAUGCUGUAUCUUUAUCUACGGUCUCCAAACAUUCGGGAUACAUUAUAUUGCUAUACGAUCUAUCGCACGUUAUCCUAGUUAACCCGUUCCUGGGACUUUUGUCAUCAACAAUCGAUCUUUCUUCGCAUCUACCGCCUAUUAGGCUUCUCGACGACUGUUUCGGUCCUAGCCUUUCUGUACGUUGCGUGAAUGACAAACACUAUACGAUCCAAUUGGUUUUACAACCACAAGACAAGCUUGUUGAGACUUUCAUUGAACUACUCAAAUACCUUGCUAAUUCUUACACCUAUGAAUACUUUUGGCUUCAAUGGUGCGCCAAUUGCUCACUGGAUAUACCCCAAAACAAUGACUGGAAAACAUUCAUCGUGACUUUACUUUCACUUGCACUGCCAGAUGACUUUGAGCUUGGCAGCGAGCUUAAUGAUAAGAACCUGGUGUGCUCCCUACUACCUUACGCACAGUUGGCAAAACGGAACAUCGAAAAUAUGUCCACAGCAUCCCAUUCUAGAGGAGCAUACAUGCUUACAGAUUUAUUGCCGUCAAUAUUCUUAUCCCUUCAUCUCAUUAGAGAGGAGCUCAAGCUCAAUAUACUGGCAACAGAGAAAAUUGAACAGCUUUCAGUUCUGCUGGCUCAGCUCUGUAGCUGGAUGGGGUGGACCGACAACUGGUUCAAAUACUACAUGCAGGACUCUAGAACCAUUGAUCGCACCACCAAGUUUUUGACGGCUCAGCCAUUAGUGUCACCACCGAACCUUUUUCAAUCGCUGGCUAGCUUGUUUUCGAGCUCUAUUGUCCCGUAUGUGACUUUCUCUCAGAUUGCCGAAGAAGAUGAGACAAUUGACGAGUUAGUAACUCCACGCACAUUUUACAUUUUGCGAUUAUUUGAGGCACUCAUCUCGCCGGAGUUUCAACCCGCGGAUGUUGUCAAUAUGAUGGUGGACUAUAAUAUUGAUGCUGCUAUGCUAGAGUCAUUCCCACCGGGUGUUUAUCUGCCAUUGAAAAAUGCUAUAAUUAACUGCAGCGAGUCCGCUUUCCAUUGGAACACUGGUGUCGAUGAGCUUGAGUUGAUAGGACGGAAGGACCUUCUGGCAUUUACUCAAAAUCUAGCCAAAGAAACCUCAAGUACAAGACAUGACUACACAAACGUUCCACAAAAAGAUAUGAUGCAGAUACUCAAGUUUGUCAAUGAUCAUGAAUCAAUAAGUGCCUGGGAUGGUCAAGCAGAGGCUGAUAGAUUCCAGGUCACUAAAUUGAUAUAUCAUGAGGAUCGCAGAUUUUACGAACUGACAAAGCUUCUGCAAACAUCUCGUGUACAAACUGCGACGCUGAGACCUGACGACAAAAUGGAUGAACAUGAAAAGCUUGUCAGGCAGCGUGCUCUAGGAGCAAAGGUGGCUUUGCGAACAUUGACCAUGCCUCUGGGCAGGGGUGCUGUCUUCAUUUCAAGUAGGAAACCCUUGAUGACGGAAAGGUUCCCUAUACCUAAGAUGAAUUUUAAUGCUUUGAUUUUACCGGACAUGAUCAACGUCAGCUUAGAGAAAGACUCAAUUGACCAAGAAAUGUACAAUUGGGGAUUCUUCCACAAUGGUGCAUCCUCAGGACUGACAAUUUCUAGGGAAUCUACGCAAAUUAAUGGAAGUUGGAUUGUAUUCAAUCGUCCACCAACUUUGAAUGCACAACAUGCAGGAUUCCUUCUCGGACUUGGCCUCAAUGGCCAUUUGAAGAAAUUAGAGGAAUGGCACAUCUAUAAUUACCUGGGCCCAAAACACAACUUUACAAGCGUCGGCUUACUUCUUGGAAUGGCUGCUAGUCUUAAGGGAACAAUGGAUAUCAAAUUAACAAAAGUACUAUCGGUGCACGUUGUUGCAUUAUUGCCUCAAGGAUCAACAAAUUUAAAUGUCCAGUUACCAGUUCAAACAGCAGGCUUGAUUGGAAUAGGUUUGCUUUAUUUGGAGACACAACACAGAAGGAUGACCGAAGUCCUGCUCUCUCAGAUCAAUGCAACCCUUACUUAUAAUGAAAGAGAACUUGUCAGCGAAGGAUAUCGGCUUGCGGCCGGUAUAGCACUAGGCUAUGUCAAUUUAGGACAAGGCGAAAGUCUCAAAGCUUCUAAUGAUACUCAUGUCAUUGACAAAUUGUUUACAAUGGCUGUCUCAGUGAGGGAUAUACAGACCAUCGAAGAAUAUGAUAAAUCAUGUGGGGGUGCCAUUUUGGCACUUACCUUCAUGUUCCUGAAAACCGGUAAUUGUGAAGUUGCCUCAAAGCUUGCUAUACCGCAAACAAUGCAAUUGCUGGAUUACAUUAGACCAGAUUUCCUGAUGCUAAGGUGUCUUGGGGCAAAUUUGAUUAUGUGGGAUCAAAUUCGAGAUCACAGAGAAUGGGUCGAGGCGCAAAUUCCUCUUUGUGUGUCUGAAACAUACAAUGUUGAAACGAUACGCGAUCUUGAUAGCGAUUUCCUUCCUUAUCUAAACAUUUUAGGGGGAAUAUUGCUUUCAAUCUCGUUGAAGCACGCAUCAUCUGGAAAUACUGAGGCCAAAGAUACGCUUCUCUACUACUUUGACAGACUAAUGAGUAUAUGUGCUUUAGAGCCUAGGAAUUAUGAUGAACGUGUGGCAUUGAUUGGUGCCCGAAAUAUCAUGGAUGUUGUGAUUCUCGGGCUUUCUAUUAUAUGUGCUGGAAGUGGAGACUUGGACAUUUUCAGACGUUUGAGGUUUUUGCAAGGCGUGGUUGACGAGUCAAUGAAUUAUGGGAAUUACAUGGCAAUCAAUUGUGCGCUUGGUUUUCUGUUCUUAGGCGGCGGUCAGAAAGCUUUCCGGAAGAAUGAUUUUGGAAUUGCUGCUCUUGUAACCGCUAUCUACCCUGUUUAUGGAACUAACAAUUACAACAAUGGCAGUGAAUGUUCAGAAAUCCAUCUGCAAGCAUUGAGACACUUUUGGGCCCUGGCAGUGGAAAACAGGUGCCUUAACGUGCGAGAUGUGAAUACAAAACAGCCCAUCAAAGUCGAUGUGCAGAUAGAAACAAACCUUGGAUCGCUGAUCAAUCUCCAGACACCUUGUCUGAUUCCAGAGCUCGAUAGCAUUGCGAGAAUUUCUGUCGUCAAUUCGGAAAAGAUUUAUUUUCCGGUGACACUCGAUUUCAGGGAGCCAGGCACAUUGGAUUUAUUCAAGCAGGCUCACUUGAAUAUAUUUGUGUAUCGCAAAAGGGACUACCAAAAUUUGAGGCUUUCCUUUGACGAUAUAGUCAAGCAGAUUGAGACAGAUCAACAGAUAAGCGAUGAUGUUGAUUGCAUGAAAGAGCUGGAGAAUCUUAACAUAUUCAAGAACUUGACUCGUUUCGAGAAAGCAACAAUGGUCGACAACAAAAAUAAAGAUCACACAAAGAACUCUACGGUUCUGGACUUUAAGCUUGAGGUCGAAAGACUGGUAAGACGUCCGCAAAACAUGGAAGAUUUGUGGAACCUUAAACUGCUUUUUAAUUUCGUUGAAAAGCUACAAGGAGCCGAAGUUUACGAAGGUUUCAAGGAACCGAGUGAAAUGUCAAUCUCUGAGAAGUCAGAUAACUUUACAGAGAGAACGCAAACCGAGCUGAGCUUCUUAAAUAUGAAGUUCAUUGAAAAAUUGAAAAACGAUUUAUGGUCGUGCAUACAAAAUUCAAGCAGCUGGUCUGGCUGA
Molecule: messenger RNA, 3981 nt
Organism: Ogataea parapolymorpha DL-1
Lineage: Eukaryota; Fungi; Ascomycota; Pichiomycetes; Pichiales; Pichiaceae
Exons: 1
Coding region: 1-3981 (1326 amino acids)
Biological process (GO): anaphase-promoting complex-dependent catabolic process; metaphase/anaphase transition of mitotic cell cycle; protein K11-linked ubiquitination
Cellular component (GO): anaphase-promoting complex
Molecular function (GO): molecular adaptor activity
Source: RefSeq, a predicted model, not a curated record